CUCAUUGAGACCAUUAAAAUUUCUUUUGAAAAUCCAAUCCAACGCAUAUUUGAUCUUCAUAGUUGUUGUUGUAAAUAUUAUUUGUGGAGACUUCAUUAACUCGAUCACUGAUCUUGAAACUAAUAUCAGAGGCUUGGCUAUACUUUCAGCAGAACGGAUUACAGCAUAUGAUCAGCUGAAGAAAGGAAUGGGUCCGAUAUUGUUUGUUCUAUUUUCUGUUUUUACCUUUAUUCUGAUGAGUGUUGUUCAUGAUGCAAUUCAAACAUUCUAUGCUCAGAAGAUCAUCUUGGGUGUUGGAGAUUUGACACUUGCUACGUCUCUGAUUAUAACAUUAAUGAAUAUUUCUAGCAUUUCAGAAAGCUGUUUGGAAGCUCUUCAUCAACUUAGUAGUUACCAUAGACAUGUUUUCAUGGAUAGUCCUGUAGAUCUUAAGUUUGAACAUAUGCUUGUUAUGCAUGAGAUAGACAGCAAGACAAGGAUGACAGCUCUAGGCUUUUAUCCAGCAGACAGAACUUCAAUGCUGGGUGCUGUAGGAACAUCUGCAACAUUUUUACUAAUUAUUCUUCAAAACAGUGUAUUCAAAUAAAUAGAUAAAUAUCCUUUAAAACAGUGUAUUCAAUUGAAUAAAUAUAUAAUAUUC
Molecule: messenger RNA, 640 nt
Organism: Eurytemora carolleeae
Lineage: Eukaryota; Metazoa; Arthropoda; Copepoda; Calanoida; Temoridae
Exons: 3
Coding region: 188-586 (132 amino acids)
Biological process (GO): sensory perception of taste
Cellular component (GO): membrane
Source: RefSeq, a predicted model, not a curated record